AACCAAAGUUAGUCUAGAAGAAAGUAAGCUCAAACGCACCAUUCUCAUCAUUUCAGUUAGGGUUUUUGCGAGUGAGAGAUGGGGCUCUCUCUGCGAUUAGCUCUGCCGUUCUUCGUAGCUUUUGUUUCGUUUCAGCAGCUCAGCGCCUCGGAUGAUGAUACGAUCUUUUACGACUCCUUCGAUGAGACCUUCGAAGGGCGAUGGAUCGUUUCAGAUAAAGAUGACUAUAAAGGUGUUUGGAAGCACUCAAUGAGUGAGGGGCAUGAUGAUUAUGGACUUCUUGUGAGUGAGAAGGCCAGAAAGUAUGCAAUUGUCAAAGAGCUCGAGAAGCCUGUGAGUCUUAAGGAUGAUACCGUCGUCCUCCAAUAUGAGACACGCCUACAAAAUGGGCUCGAGUGUGGUGGUGCAUAUAUCAAAUAUCUUCGACCCCAGGAGGCUGGGUGGUUGGCUAAAGAAUUUAACAACGAAUCACCUUAUUCUAUUAUGUUUGGUCCUGACAAAUGUGGUGCCACAAACAAGGUGCACUUUAUCCUGAACCACAAGAACCCAAGGAGCGGGGAGUUUGUUGAACAUCAUCUCAAGUUCCCACCCUCGGUUCCAUCUGACAAGCUGUCGCAUGUUUACACAGCCAUUAUAAAGCCUGACAAUGAGCUACGUAUUCUCAUUGAUGGGGAGGAGAAGAAGAAGGCAAAUUUCCUCUCAGCUGAAGAUUUUGAACCACCACUAAUUCCUGCCAAAACAAUCCCCGAUCCAGAUGAUAAGAAACCCGAGGACUGGGAUGAGAGAGCAAAAAUUCCUGACCCCGAUGCUGUGAAGCCAGAUGAUUGGGAUGAGGAUGCACCCUUGGAAAUCGAAGAUGGGGAUGCAGUGAAACCUGAAGGCUGGCUAGAUGAUGAACCUCUGGAGAUAGAUGAUCCUGAGGCAGUAAAACCUGACGAUUGGGAUGAUGAUGAGGAUGGUGAAUGGGAGGCGCCUAAGAUUGAUAACCCAAAGUGUGAUACAGCCCCAGGGUGUGGUGAAUGGAAGAGGCCAACAAUUAGGAAUCCGGCUUACAAGGGAAAAUGGCAUUCCCCACUCAUUGAUAACCCCAACUAUAAGGGCAUAUGGAAACCCCAGGAGAUUCCAAACCCAAAUUACGUUGAGCUUGACAAGCCUGACUCUGAGCCUAUUGCUGCCAUUGGUAUUGAGAUUUGGACCAUGCAAGAUGGUAUACUGUUUGACAAUAUUUUGAUUGCAAAAGAUGAAAAGGUGGCAGAGUCCUAUCGGGAAACCACUUGGAAGCCAAAAUUUACAGCGGAGAAAGAGAAACAGAAGGUGGAGGAUGAAGCUGCUGGUUCAGAUGGUGCUCUUGCAGGCUUCCAGAAGAAGGUGUUCGAUUUCCUAUACAAGAUUGCUGAUAUUCCAUUCUUGAGUUCGCAUAAGCUUAAAAUUCUUGAUAUAAUUGAAAAGGGAGAGAAGCAACCCAAUCUUACCAUUGGGGUCCUCGUCUCUAUUGUUGUGGUCAUUACCACCAUUUUAUUUAAGAUUAUCUUUGGAGGAAAGAAGCCGGCAAAGGUAGAGCCAAAAGCCAGUGUUGCUGCUGAGACAUCCAACAAAGAAGGAGCCAGUGAAGAGAAAGAGGAAGAGAACGAGAGGGAAGAUACCGGUGCUGCUCCACGCCGGAGAAGAAGUGAGAACUAAGAUAUGAAAGUGAGGGCUUGUGGCUAUGGUAUUUCACUUUUGGGAGAAACAAGGUUUAUAGUCGUUUCGUAGUUAGAGAUUCUUGACUGUUGGUAUUUUUUGUUGCAGCUUUCUUUUGAAACAUGAUGAUGUGUGAAGAGUGUAAAUGCGACAAUCGAUUAGGCCUUUCGUUUUAUGCCUCGAAGUUUGUCUGCUGAGAAUUUUAAGGGUAAUGAACACUCCGAUAGUUUCUUACACACUAAAAACUGCUAAUAUGAGUGAGAGUUUCUUAUUCUUGCCUCUUUCUUUACAUCCAAUCGCUCUGGCCUGCUAUCGAAGGGAUCAUACUACUGCAUUUCCCGAGCAAGAAGUACGUAUUCCCCAGUGCUGCUUUCUGCCUUCUCUUCGUAGUACCCUCUGUGAGCUUGUGGCUGAGGGCUUAGUAUGCUUUUGCCUACCUCGUAAACAAUGUAUGGUUUUGACUUUUGAGACAAUCAAAUUUUAAUUUCAUGAAA
This is a messenger RNA of Tripterygium wilfordii, 2174 nucleotides long. Its product is annotated as calnexin homolog. Lineage: Eukaryota; Viridiplantae; Streptophyta; Magnoliopsida; Celastrales; Celastraceae. Gene Ontology annotation, molecular function: calcium ion binding. Gene Ontology annotation, biological process: protein folding. The transcript is spliced from 6 exons. The record is from RefSeq and is a predicted model, not a curated record. The coding region runs from base 79 to 1680 and encodes 533 amino acids. Gene Ontology annotation, cellular component: endoplasmic reticulum; endoplasmic reticulum membrane.